Molecule: messenger RNA, 2569 nt
Organism: Gasterosteus aculeatus aculeatus (three-spined stickleback)
Lineage: Eukaryota; Metazoa; Chordata; Actinopteri; Perciformes; Gasterosteidae
Gene: slc16a3b
Product: solute carrier family 16 member 3b
Biological process (GO): monocarboxylic acid transport; transmembrane transport
Cellular component (GO): basolateral plasma membrane
Molecular function (GO): lactate:proton symporter activity
Source: RefSeq, a predicted model, not a curated record
AGGACGGCCGUCUCGAUGAGCUGUUCACAUGUUGUCCUCUCAAACCCUUCACUGCACUAACAGAGGAGCUCACGCAGGCCUUCGAGGCCACUUAAUGUGUAAAUGGUCGUCUGUUGAUCUUCUGUGCUUCAUGCUUUAUUCUGCCUGUGUGUACAAAUACAUUUGAUUUGUGGGUUGUGUAACAUCAGCAGCUGAAAGCCCCCCCUGCCGUCUCGCUCUGUCUCACCACAGGGUUCAGAGCCAUAGCAUCCAGAGAGCAUCAUGGGGGGAGCAGUGGUGGACGAUGGACCUCCAGGGGUGAAGGCACCGGACGGCGGCUGGGGUUGGGCGGUGUUGGCCGGCGGCUUCGUCAUCACCGGCUUCUCCUACGCUUUCCCCAAGGCCGUCAGCGUCUUCUUCAAGGAGCUGAUCCGAGAGUUCGAUGUGGGCUACAGUGACACGGCCUGGAUCUCCUCCAUACUGCUGGCCAUGCUGUACGGCACAGGCCCCCUGUGCAGUGUGUUGGUGAACCGGUUCGGCUGUCGACCGGUGAUGAUGGUUGGAGGCCUCUUUGCCUCGCUGGGAAUGAUCCUGGCCUCCUUUGCCACCAGCAUCAUUCACAUCUACCUGUGCACUGGAGUCAUCACAGGUCUGGGUCUGGCGUUGAACUUCCAGCAGUCCCUCAUAAUGUUGAAUCGCUAAUUCAAUGAGAGACGUCCUCUGGCCAACGGCCUGGCAGCGGCGGGCAGCCCCGUGGCUCUGUGCUGCCUCUCCCCACUGGGGCAGAUUCUCCAGGACAAGUACGGCUGGAGGGGCGGGUUCCUCAUUCUGGGAGGCAUACUGCUCAACUGCUGUGCCUGCGGGGCCCUCAUGAGGCCCCUGCUGCCCCCAAAGAAGCUGGAGGACGGCACCGCCCAGGCUGUCGAGGAGGAGAAGCCCAAGAAGAAGCUGUUGGACUUCAGCGUGUUCAAGGACCGAGGUUUCCUCAUCUACACCGUGGCGGCGUCCAUCAUGGUGCUGGGCCUGUUUGUGCCCCCUGUGUUCGUGGUGAGCUACGCUAAAGGCCUGGGCUACGAGGACACAAAGUCCGCCUUGCUGCUCACCAUCUUGGGAUUUGUUGACAUGUUUGCUCGACCUGCGUCGGGACUCAUCGCGGGCUUGAAGUGGGUCCGGCCCAGGACCGUCUACCUGUUCAGCUUCGCUAUGCUCUUCAACGGGAUCACCGACCUCGUAGGGUCACAGGCAAAGGACUAUACCGGUCUGGUGGUCUUCUGCAUCUUCUUCGGUAUGUCCUAUGGCAUGGUGGGCGCGCUGCAGUUCGAGGUCCUCAUGACCAUCGUAGGGACGGAGAAGUUCUCCAGCGCCAUCGGCCUGGUUCUGCUGAUGGAAGCGUUUGCCGUACUCCUGGGACCUCCUGGAGCAGGUCGCCUCCUGGACACCACCCACCAGUACAUGCACGUCUUCUUGCUGGCGGGCUGCGAGGUCACGGUGUCGGCCAUCGUCAUCGCCCUGGGUAACUUCCUCUGCCUCAGCGGGAGAAAGGAGGAUCCCGAGGCUAAGAUGGAGAUGGCGGUCACUACUACAGAGAUGGAGGGGCUGAACUGCGUGGUGGAGGAAGAUGAAGAGGCGACAAUGGGAAAAGAGAUGGGAGAAGACUGCGCUCAGAAGGCAGGGGAGGCGGAGUGAUCCAAGAGGACCAAGAGGACCCAAAGAGCACUGGGGAGGGUCUGUGGCGGGGGGGUGUAAACCAUCUGGAGGGUCAAUAUUUAUAGCAUAUAGAAAGAAAUCAGGCCAAGGAUCGGAGAAUGAAUGUGGAAGUAUAGAGGGAUAAUUCAGCUAAUAUAAAGAUAAUUAAAUGAAAUAAAUGUGGAAAUGUAUGUAUAGGCGUGUGUGUUAUUUAUAAUACAAGCAUUUUCACUUUUAAUCCCAAUUCCUUCAUGUGAAUUGAUAUAAAUGAACAAGGUAAAAAUACUUACACAGAGCGCGAUAUGUAUAAAGAAUAAACAAAAAUAUACAAAGAAAUAAAUGGAACAAUUUCUCCAUACUUCCACCAUUUCAAUUUAAGUGUAUUUAUUUUUAUUCUAUAUAUCUCCACACUUCUUUUGAUAAGUCUUUCUAAGGAGAUGCUCCAUGUGGGCCUGUUAUUCCUGUCGCCCCAUGAUGCUCACACACGACACACGCCUCAUGCUUGGGUCACGUGAUGCCCGUUCAGCACGCGGCCUUCAUGGACCGUGAGAUAAAAAUUGUUAACUCAUGCUGAAAAAGUGGUUUUAAGAAUAGUAUUUGAAGGGAAACGGGGGCCUCCAAGAUGUUUGUGCGUCUGGACCGACCAACCACGGCUUCCUAAAGGGACGUUCCCUCACCAGCAAUGUGAAGCUCCACCACCAGGUGUCACUCAUACUUCCGCUGUGGGAUACUUGAACCAACAUGACAUGAGUGCUGAUGAAUGUAUGUCGAUGGUCUGCGUACUGCAGUCCCACUGGGACCGGCUGUGCUGUACUGGUGUGAUGCCAGUUGCUGUAAUCCGUGUGCUUAAUGCCUCCUGUACGGUUCAACACUGCAAAUAAAUACACGUUUUCUGUCUGAAUGA